Mucor velutinosus is the source of this 1431-nucleotide messenger RNA. RefSeq lists its product as uncharacterized. NCBI's taxonomy places the organism in Eukaryota, Fungi, Mucoromycota, Mucoromycetes, Mucorales, Mucoraceae. Gene Ontology annotation, biological process: purine nucleobase catabolic process; allantoin catabolic process. The record is from RefSeq and is a predicted model, not a curated record. Bases 1 to 1431 code for a protein of 476 amino acids. Gene Ontology annotation, molecular function: allantoinase activity; cobalt ion binding; zinc ion binding. Gene Ontology annotation, cellular component: cytoplasm. The transcript has 3 exons.
AUGACCGUCAGCGAACAACAACGUUAUUUAUUAGUCAAGGCAUCAAAGGCCAUCUUGUCUCCUCAACACACCCAAGCUCCUGCCGAAGUGCUCAUCAACCAAACUACGGGUAAAAUUGUUGAAGUUGCUCUCGAUAACAAGACAUGCACUACUGCUGUUAGCGAGGAUCAGUUGGAGGUCAUUCAGCUCGACGAUGAUCAAUUAUUGAUGCCUGGUUUAGUGGAUGCUCAUGUCCAUUUGAAUGAACCUGGACGUACCGAAUGGGAGGGUUUUGAAACAGGUACCAAAGCUGCUGCUGCUGGCGGUAUCUCCACCGUCAUUGAUAUGCCCCUGAACGCCAUUCCUCCUACCACCACUGUCGCUAAUUUUGAUACCAAGUUGAAUGCAGCUCAAAAUCAAUGCCAUGUCGAUGUUGGAUUCUGGGGCGGUGUUGUGCCUGACAAUGCAAAGGAUUUACCUGCUUUGAUCGAAAAAGGUGUACGUGGUUUCAAGUGUUUCUUGAUUGAAAGCGGUGUGGAUGAGUUUCCUUGCGUCAAUGAAGCAGAGGUCCGUGCUGCCAUGGAUCAAAUGGUCAACUCGGAUCGUGUCUUGUUGUUCCAUGCCGAAAUGGAAGGUUGUGGAAAGGUAGAGACCAAGCACGAAGAGCACGAGGAAUUGGACAGUCGCACCUAUGCUAGCUUCUUGAACUCACGUCCUCAAUCGCUUGAGACCAACGCUAUUGACAUGAUCAUCCGUCUUACUCAAGAGUACCACGAACAAGGUAAAUCUGUCAACACACACAUUGUUCAUCUCUCUGCUGCCUCUGCUGUCCCUGCUAUCAAGGCUGCCAAGGCUGCUGGUGCUCCUCUCACUGUGGAAACCUGUUUCCAUUACCUCAACUUUACCUCUGAAGCCAUUGAGGAUGGUGCUACACACUACAAGUGUUGCCCUCCCAUUCGUGAAGCUUCUAACCGCGAGAAGCUUUGGGAAGCUUUAUUAGAUGGUACUAUUGAUUACGUGGUAAGCGAUCACUCUCCUUGUACUGCCCAACUCAAGAAGCAAGAUACUGGUGAUUUUGGACAAGCUUGGGGUGGUAUUGCAAGCGUGCAAUUUGGUUUGCCUGUGCUCUGGAGCGAAGGUCGUAAGCGUGGUGUUACUCUUCAACAAAUCGCUCACUGGCUUAGUUACGCACCUGCCAAGAGAACCAACUUGAACCAUAAGAAGGGUGAGAUUCGUGUUGGUCAUGAUGGUGAUCUUGUCAUCUGGCGUCCUGAAUCCACAUUCGAAGUCAACGUCAAUGAUGUUCACUUCAAGAACAAGUUGUCUCCUUACAUUGGAGAAACCUUCUAUGGUGCUGUUGAUCGUACCAUUGUUCGUGGUUCUACUGUGUACAGUCGUAAGGCUCCUGGUCUCUUUGCUGAGGUUCCCUUUGGUCGUGCCUUGCUCGAAUAG